CGAGGCCAUUUUGUUGUGAGAGAGAGAGACGGAGGAGAGGAGAGAGGAGUAAUCCGGGCUGCUAGUUUCGGGAAUUUAGAGGAUUUUUACACACCGUGUGAGGAACUUCUUCCCCCAGAGCUGCAGCAGAAAUAACCAGCCUGUAUCAGACGCCUGGCUUUCGCCAUCAGAACCCGGAGGAAGUCGAUCCGCGGCUUCCCAGUGCGCCGUGUGCUGGGGUGAACUGAUGUUCAGCUCGGCUUCACGACCAAACAUCGCUUGCUGGCACAUGAAAACCUCAGACACUGUGGGCCUAAAGCGUGCAGUGAGAAGUAGAUCGACUACUUCGAGGACCUGGAGCCCGAUUGGUGAGGAGAAAUUAAGAAAUAGAGACAUCUACGCACUCAGCUUCAACACAAAGAGGUGACAUCCAGUGUGUGCAGUAUGGGAGGUGGUGAGAGAUACAACAUUCCAGUGUCCCACCCCGAUCACUCGGUGUUGAAAAAGAACCACCAGGUUGGCAGGGCCAAACAACGAAGCCGUAACCAAAACGGAGGCGUGCUUGCUGCGUCUUCUGGAGCCCCAGCGGGCCCCCAUCUCCACGGCCAUCGCAGGAGUGACAAGGGUAGCGGCUACUCGUGGUCUCCCGAGGCGCGGCAGGCCGUGUCCAUGGAGAAAAAGAACGGGACUGUUCGCUUCGCCACACCGUACGACCAAAACUGGGAGGGCGCAGUGUCUCAUCUGAACAACCUCUUGGCAGCGCAGUGUGGCCAUAGUUACGCAGGAGCCAAGUUCAGUGACCCCCCAUCUCCAAGCGUUCUUCCUAAACCACCCAGUCACUGGGUGUCUCUGCCCAUGGGUCCUUGCGAUCGCCGUGAGAUGAUGGCCUUUCAGUUAAAGAGCCUUCUAAAGGUGCAAGCGUGAGGAUGACCUUCACUUAUGAUCUCUCGAUGUUUAACGAUCGCUCCACUUUGGACUCCUACCUUCCUGGAACGCUGCAGUGUUUUAAUACCAGUUUUUAAACCCAUUUUAACAAAGAUUUGUUUUAAACUUUGAGCAGGUUUCCCAGAUGUGGUCAAGGAGCCUAAAUCUGGACUAAAGGCUAGUUUUCUGUGGUGAAUUUUCAUUGAUUUGAACAUUUUGUUCACAAUUAGGCUUAAACCAACUCUGAUCUAGAUUCUUUGGUCCAGAUUAAGAUUAACUCUGGCCCAACUGUUUUUUUUAAUAGUACAACAUUAGCUAUUUACAUUUCUGUUUCAUUGAAGACUGGCCUUAAUCCAAGUAGAUGGAACUGGGCUAUGUAUCCUUUUUUAUUAUUACUAUUUUUUUAAUGUCCCAAGAGGUGUUUAGCUGCUGCAGCCUUGCAGGUGGGAGAGCUCUUAGUGGAGCUGUAUGCCUUUGAUGAACGAUGAACUGUUUCCUCCUCGCUGUUUUUUGUUUUGUUCUUUUUUUAUUGGCCGUUAGUUACGUUACACAUCGCCAGUUUGACAAUGCAUCAGUUUUGUUUUUCUACUUUCCAGAAUCUUAUUGCUAGCCCUCUGCAUGACGUUUUAAUCAUGAUGGGGUUGGGCAAAAAGUUCUCUGAGCUAAAGCACAUCAGCAUUUGUAGCACAUUGAUCUUUAGAUUUGAGUAACAUUCGUCUAGUUUCUAAUGAGAGGGGGGAUGAAGCUGCUUGAACCUGCUCUAAAGAGCAAGCUGAGUGUGGAAGAACAAGCAGUCAGUCAGUCCUAGGUUGUGGUUUAACCUUGGACUGGUGUAUUUGUGAUGCCCAGACCUUGUGCUUUCAACUCCUGUACUUUCUUUUUAAAUUGCGCUGUGCGCACUGCACUAUGGGUGUUGAAAUGCAACAAGGUUUGUAAGUUCCAUAGCAUUAUUUCUGUCGCGUAAUCAAUCGUUAGUAUUUGCGUUUACUAAAGCAAUAGCUUUGUCCCCUUUUGCUUAUCACAUGGUUAAGUGCCAUAUGUGCCAGAACAGGUGAAGUGUUAUACAUAUAUCUAAGAAUACAAUCAGUAAUGUUUUGUUUUUUAUUUUCAAGUUUUUAAUAAGCUUUUUGAGCAUCCCUUCAGAACACCUACAACACAACUUCUAUGCGGAGGGGGGUCCAAGCUGCCUGCAGGAUGCAAGGGUGGUGAUGUUUUUUCUCUACCUUUGCUCUUGCUUUAUGGCCUUGUUUGUGUUGUGGUGUGUUCUGAGGUGAUGAUUUGGAGCACUGCGCACGUUUUGAGACGCGGGACACGAGUAUGGAUGUGUUUACAUAUAAGGAGGGGAGCAAACAAACCAAAAGGUCCUACCCGUAGCCUGCCAAAACCAUACACUUCCCUUUCAUGCUUUGUGUUCACUUUGCACUGCUGUUGAGUUACUGUUCUUCCUGUGGCGGGUACAUUUAACAAAACGGCACCCCCUACCACCCUUAAUUGUUUUUUUUUUUUUUUCAUGUGUUAAAUGGCGUGUGAAAUUGUCGGUACCUCUUGCGCAACCGUUAACGGCCGCCUAAAAGACGAUAAAACGAAGCUUGCUAUGUAAGAAGAGCCAUGUAAAUAAUGAAAUGUAUAAAAUAUUGUAGCAUAUUGUACAUUGCGCAGGGUUGUUUUAAACCUGCUGAUAAAGUAUUUUUAGUAAUAACACUGAAUGUGUAAGUCACGCUGAAGACGUGGCUUGAUUUCAAAAGAUGAAAUAUAUUAUUUUUGUUUAAAAAAAAAAAAAAAAGAUACUGUUUGCCUAUAGCAUGUGGAAACCCCCACACUGUGCUGACUGUUGCCAGUGAUCUUGCACAUAAUGAUGCUUUUAUUUUGUAUAAUGCACAGUAUUGAGGGUGAAAACAGGCUUUUGAGUGCAAAUAAAAAAAAAGAUGCUGAACUGAAAUUUCUAAAUUGAAGAAAAACUUUUACACUCACACACUUACUUAUUUUGCUUUUUUUUUUUUAAAUCAGUUGUUUAGGCACUUUUUCAGUAACUAGGAUUGUAUUCAUAUAGUUCUCCUUGUGAUUUUAUUUAACUUUAUACUUCUAUAUUUCUUAAUAAAUAGCAGCUAUUUUGCACCCAAUACAUCAGCCUUUCCUCCGCAUGUUGAUGUUUUGGGUACAUAAUCGCUGCUCCAGAUAACCUUUUUUUUUUUUUUUUUUUGAACUUUUCCUCUUCUCCCCUGCCCCCUCUUCCCCUCCUCUUUGGGUCUGUGUAUGUGUGUAAAAGUUUUUCUAUUUAAUUGGCUCUGAAUUUGUCCCAACCUUUAAAGUGUCACUGUGGAAAAAACACAAAUGCCCCAUUUGAUUGUAAUUGGUAUGUUCUAAAGAUGUUUUUGAAAGCACUGCAUAAUUUGGCAAAAAAAUUAAAAUAAUUUCCCUUCCCUUCCCCCACAA
Messenger RNA from Astyanax mexicanus (Mexican tetra), 3336 nucleotides. RefSeq names its product proline-rich nuclear receptor coactivator 2 (gene pnrc2). The transcript has 3 exons. Bases 424 to 903 code for a protein of 159 amino acids. NCBI's taxonomy places the organism in Eukaryota, Metazoa, Chordata, Actinopteri, Characiformes, Acestrorhamphidae. The record is from RefSeq and is a predicted model, not a curated record. Gene Ontology annotation, cellular component: nucleus; P-body. Gene Ontology annotation, biological process: nuclear-transcribed mRNA catabolic process, nonsense-mediated decay.